GAAUUUUCAGCGCUGCCAAACUGCGCCACAGCUGCCAGACUCUGGCUGAGAAGCCUUUUUGACAAAUGGCCACGCGCAAUUGGAAGGCGCUCAAUUUUUCGCAGAAAGCGAUCUACGCGAGCGCUAUAGUCAACGUUGCGGUGCUCAGCUUUGUUUGGGUGAAGCGACAGAUGAGGAUGGCAGACAAAGAGCAGAAGGAGGUUGAAGAGUUACAGGCAACUAUUGCAGAGGUGUCAGCGGACAACUGGAGUGCAAACAGCCGAUACAGGUGUUUCUUUGCUGCUCAGCAAUACUACCUGCUGAAUUCCAGCAGUCCUGAGGAGGAGACUGUUCCAGAAGCUCGGAAGAUGCUGGACGUGCUGACCCAGUGCCGGGAGGAAUUGUAUCCGAAGAUCCCCAAGGACACUCCCGCCUCUCGGCCAGUUCAGUUCACUGCGACUAUGCCACAGAAGUGAAGGAUUGAUACGGUACGGACGGUACCCUGUAGGUCUCGUCAACUCGAGAGUCCUUAUUGACUGCGUCCAAGAGGAAAAAGGACGACAAUCAAUGCAGCUGCGGC
This is a messenger RNA of Cladocopium goreaui, 559 nucleotides long. NCBI's taxonomy places the organism in Eukaryota, Dinophyceae, Suessiales, Symbiodiniaceae. The record is from the annotation of a GenBank genome assembly.